Somion occarium is the source of this 2022-nucleotide messenger RNA. NCBI's taxonomy places the organism in Eukaryota, Fungi, Basidiomycota, Agaricomycetes, Polyporales, Cerrenaceae. The record is from the annotation of a GenBank genome assembly.
UAUCCCUUGUCAAAAUUCUUUCUGACAAUCUCCGCUAUACCCUAGCUGUGUCCUAUAAUUGGCUGGUUGUCAAGCAGUGCAUUGGCAUCUGGCGCAUCAAUUCUUUCAAGGAGCCGUGUGGAGCUACAGCGUUAACAUAGCACGGAUAAUAUCAAACCCUUUCUAUUACUUACGCUUCCGCCUCUUUGAGACCCAACCUGCGUCGACCCUUUGCAAUGUCGGUUCACGCGACCAAUAAUCCAGAUGAUUCCCUACCUUCUUCUCGGUCGGAUUCGCCCACUGAAAUUAACAACCCUACUCGGACUGCUCUGAGCGCCUACGAGAUCGAAGGCGAUGGUCGUCCCCCAUUCGUGCUUUCGGUUCCUGAGCUCAAACUUCUUGGCAUUGCUGGUGUUGGGUUCUUCCUUGAUGCUUAUGAUUUGUUUAUUAUCAACCCCGUUGCGACCAUGUUGCAAUUUCGUCUCUACGGCGGUGACCCUCUCCCUUCCAACCUGGAAGGGUUUAUGAAAGCUGGCGCCAACAUAGGCAGUGUCAUUGGCCAGUUCGGCUUCGGUUUCGCCGCUGACUACUAUGGUCGGAAGGCAGUUUACGGCAAAGAGCUCGUGCUCAUCAUUUUCGCGACCAUCAUGUGUCUUACGACUCCCACUGGACAACUCUCCCCUGCAAGCUGUCUCAUCUAUCUCGCCAUCUGGCGUAUCGUCCUUGGUGUCGGUGUCGGCGGUGAUUACCCCAUGUCCGCUUCCGUCUCCACCGACCGUGCACAUCUCCGUAGACGAGGUGUCUUAUUAUCCUACAUCUUCGCGAACCAAGGCUGGGGUUCCCUCGUUGGCAGUUUGGCCACUAUUAUCGUGUUGGCUUGCUACAAGAGUGUCAUGAGUGGCGGAGACCAUACCAGCAAACUCGACGGAGUUUGGCGAAUCGUCGUCGGUUUGUCGCUCAUUCCCGCUUUCGGCACUCUCUACCAACGUCUUACAUUACCCGAGUCCAAACGUUACGAAGAGUCUCGCCGUAAUCAUGAUGAUGAGGAGACCAUUGAGGCCUUGAAGGAGAAACAGGCCGCUGAGGAAGCCGCUUCUCAGAGUACGGACAAGGAAAAGAAGGGUGCUUCUGUUACUACUACCGCUGCCGCAGCGAAAGCCAAGGAUAUAGCUGACGCGAAGAAGAAUCAUUUCGCAGAGUUCUUCGCGUAUUUCUCCGAAUGGCGUCACCUCAAAAUCCUACUUGGUACCACCCUCUCUUGGUUCUUCCUCGACAUAGCUUUCUAUGGUAUCAACUUGAACCAGAAUGUCGUUCUUCAACAGAUCGGCUUCGACGGUUCCGGUGGCACUCCUUGGGAACGUCUCUUCGACAUCGGUAUCGGUAAUUUGAUCGUCACCGCACUUGGUUUCGUACCCGGUUACUAUGCCACGGUGCUCACUAUUGAGUACCUUGGAAGGAAGUGGAUCCAGAUCCAAGGGUUCCUCUUAGAAGCUUUGUUCUUGGGCAUUUUGGCAGUUCUUCUUCAAUUUCGGCGCGAACACUACGACAUAUUGCUAUCCCGCAGAAGUCUUCCCUACCAAGUUCCGCGCUACUGCUCACGGUAUCUCUGCUGCAAGUGGCAAGGCCGGAGCCAUCAUCUCCGCGCUAGUGUUCAACAGUUUGACUAAGAAAAUCGGCACUCCCAACGUCCUUUGGAUCUUUGUCGGCUGCUGUAUAGCUGGCGCCUUCGUCACCCUGCUCCUACCCGAAGUUAAGGGUCGUGACCCUGACCUCAUCUAUCAGGAGGAGCUGCGUGUUCGAGGUCAGGCUUCGCAAUAGAUAACCUGGGCAAUCGAGUUCAGAAGCUCAUGAAACGAUUUGACAUGAAUCGAGAACCAUGUUUUUAUGCAAGGAAGAUCACGAGGAGAAGCUCAUGGACUCACGCUAAACACCCCUGUAUUACCAAUACCUUAGAUACAGCGCGAGUGCUACCAUGUAGGUAGAACCCUAAAUCCAAGAUUGUAUCAGAAUGGUUGCGAGGACCAGAAUGUACCUGUUCAAGAG